Molecule: messenger RNA, 2177 nt
Organism: Dipodomys ordii (Ord's kangaroo rat)
Lineage: Eukaryota; Metazoa; Chordata; Mammalia; Rodentia; Heteromyidae
Gene: Spata6
Product: spermatogenesis associated 6
Exons: 13
Coding region: 161-1624 (487 amino acids)
Biological process (GO): spermatogenesis; motile cilium assembly
Molecular function (GO): myosin light chain binding
Source: RefSeq, a predicted model, not a curated record
UCGGGCGGGACCCAGGCUGGACCGCGGGCCCCGGCCUGGGGGCCACAGCUGCCACCGGCGCCGCCACCUUGUGUCUUCCCCAUCCCCGCCCCUCCCCGAGUCUCCCCGCCUCACUCGGGCCCGUGGCCGGGGUCCCUCCCCGCCACCUCACCCCGCGCAGAUGCCGAAGGUGAAGGCGUUGCAAUGCGCCCUGGCGCUGGAGAUCCGCUCUGUAACUUGUCCAGGAGUGGUGCUGAAAGACAAGGAGGACAUCUACCUUAGCAUCUGUGUGUUUGGCCAGUAUAAAAAGACACAAUGUGUCCCAGCCACUUUUCCACUGGUCUUCAAUGCCAGAAUGGUAUUUGAAAAGGUGUUUCCUGAAGCAGUAGACCCUGGAGAUGUGGUUGCACAGCUUGAGUAUGACACAGCAGUAUUUGAGUUGAUACAGCUAGUUCCACCAGUGGGUGAAACACUGUCUACCUAUGAUGAAAAUACGCGAGAUUUUAUGUUCCCGGGUCCAAACCAAAUAUCUGGACACCAUGAUUCAAAUCGCCAGGUGACCAUGAGGAGGAUUUCUGGCCUAAGAGGAAUUGCUCCAAAGCUGGAAUUUUCUACAACUUCAGUUAUUACUGAAUGUCUGAUAAGUUCAAGGAAGUGCCGCACUCAGGAUAAAUUUGUUUACCAUUCAACUCCAGUUGAAAAAUCACAUGGCAGACUGCAAAGCAGAACAUCAAGAUCACAAAAGAAAAAAUCCAAGUCACCUGAUAGAAAUAAGUAUUGCAUAAAUGCAAAAAGCUACGAACAGCCUACAAUUUCUUCAAAAUCUCACUCUCCAUCUCCCUACACAAAAAGACGCAUGUGUGAGCUAUCUGAAGACACCAGGCGGCGCCUGGCCCAUUUAAAUCUGGGACCAUAUGAAUUCAAAAAAGAAACAGAUAAGCCUCCAUUUGUGAUUAGACAUGUUGAUCCUCCAAGUCCCAGGGCUGAUGCUGUGUUUGGAUCUUCUGGCAGAGACUGUGAAAGAGAUGGAUGGGCCAGAAUGCACAAUGACCAUUCCCAUGUUGGCUGUUGUCGUGCCAAGGAUUAUAAGGUUAUCAGGACACCCCAUGGAAGAGACUUCGAUGACUCUUUAGAAAGGUGUGAAGACUAUUUGGGCUCCAGGCCAUGUAUGAAGCCCCAGCAUUCAACGAGGACCUUACUAGUCCACUCAGCGCCCUCAUCAGUGCCAAAGCAUUGCCCAAGCCCCAUGUUAAAUAGAGCUUCUCUCAGGGAAAGAUUCCAUUCUGAUUGGUGUUCACCAAACUGUGAUGAGAUCCACGACCGGGUAAAAGAUGUCUUGAAAUCACAUCAAGCUCAUCAAAGGCAUUUAUAUGAUGAGCGAGACCCAGAGAAAGAUGAAGAACUGGAACUGAAAAGAGGUCUUUUAUACAGAGACUCUGCCUACGACAGUGACCCUGAGUAUAGCUCGUUUCAGCGGCCACGUGGCAAUCUCCAUUUAGAUGACAGCGAGUACUGGUCCAACAGGGCAGCUUCUUACAAGGGAAAAUCCCACCGACCCAUGUUUGAGAACAGCAUGGACAAGAUGUACAGGAACUUAUACAAAAAGGCCUGUAGCUCCGUUUCUCAUACACAAGAAAGCUUCUGAGACCGCCCACCAUAAACUGUAUGAGUGUCCAUGUUAGCCUCUUAAUGAAAAGUUUCAUGUGAUCAAAAUCUGUACUCCUUUCUUUAAAAACAGGUGGUUCACUGAGUUGUUAGACUUGAAUCAAGUACAUACUUCCGGUGGUAAAUUAGCUUAGGCAAGUCUUGUUAUGACAGAAGAUUGUGCUGUGUCUAGAUGUCACACCUCGGCAGCACAUCCCAGCUUGCAGUCUUUGGCAAGGAUUCUCCACAGCCUGCAUCUGACACCACCAGCUACUGAUAAGAGACAAAUCCUCUCCAGAAAUGUUCUGCCUUUAUCACCUUGUAAUUUUCCUUUCAUCUGCUGGGCUGAUUAUCUUGUAUGGGAAAGAAUUAAUAUGAACUCACCUUUCUAGAUAAUAUGCAAAAGGACAUACUUUGUAGAAAUGAAUCUCACAAGUUGAAACCCUGUUUAAUACUAUUCACUUUUCUUUCUCAGAAAAGCAAUUUUAUACCCAUAAAAAUAGCUUUCUUUUUCAAGUUCAUCUAAUCACUCACUCCUCCUCCUCUGGAAGGAC